Messenger RNA from Penicillium alfredii, 459 nucleotides. RefSeq lists its product as uncharacterized. The transcript has a single exon. NCBI's taxonomy places the organism in Eukaryota, Fungi, Ascomycota, Eurotiomycetes, Eurotiales, Aspergillaceae. The record is from RefSeq and is a predicted model, not a curated record. Bases 1 to 459 code for a protein of 152 amino acids.
AUGAAUACCCUCCAACCGUCCUAUACCACAACCAAAGCAGCAGUCCUCGCAAAUGCCCUCUGCCUAGGUUUCGACCUCGAAAAGCUAACAAACUGCAAAACCACAUAUAUGUCACCAUUUUUCCAGCCCAUCACAGAAAAGAAAAGUCCACAAGCACUUGUUGCAUCGACCUUCAGCACCUCAAUCCCUGUCCACUUGCAACCGACCAUGGCGCAGAUCCUCAUCCCGCACCACGCCAGUCUGGACUUGAUUCCGCUGCCGCUCUUCCGAGAACGUGCUAUUAUGAUGUCAUUUGCCAUGCCUGAUGUCUUUGAUCUCUGGGAUUUGAAAUUGGAUAUCUACAUUCGAGAUGCGCUUGUGUGUCGGCGUCAUAGGCCUGGCGAUGCCUGUCAGCCCUGGAAUAAGAAGAGCUGGGAGGGGAUGCCUUGGUUCUGGACAAAAUGGGGAAUGGCGACAUAG